AUGGAGAAGGAUUAUAGAGGCUCAACUAAAUUUUCUGAAGAAUAAAUGAACAUAUAUGAUGUCCCCUAUUCUUACCGCGAUUUCUGUGUGGAUUAGUACAUGACUUAUUUAAUAUGUGUUCGCCAAAAUCCUUCGAUAAUCGAAAAUGGUCUAGUCUACAAGAUUCCAUUUGCUAAUUCUAUAUCAUCUUGCAAUGUUUUGAAAAAAUAAUGGAUGGAUUGCUAAGAAUAUCGUGAGAAUGAGCUUUAUGAAGAAAUUCGUAAGGUUUACUUGUAAUAAAUGAAAUAAGCACAAGCUGAAGCAAUUUCAGAAAAUUGA
Molecule: messenger RNA, 318 nt
Organism: Tetrahymena thermophila SB210
Lineage: Eukaryota; Ciliophora; Oligohymenophorea; Hymenostomatida; Tetrahymenidae
Exons: 1
Cellular component (GO): mitochondrion
Source: RefSeq, a predicted model, not a curated record